This is a messenger RNA of Myodes glareolus (Bank vole), 678 nucleotides long. The record is from RefSeq and is a predicted model, not a curated record. NCBI's taxonomy places the organism in Eukaryota, Metazoa, Chordata, Mammalia, Rodentia, Cricetidae.
AUGCAGCUGUCCUUGACUCAACCACGUUCCUGGACACUGCUCCUACUCCUGGUGUCCAACCAGCUUCUGUGGGAGAACGUGGCGUCUGUACCCAUGUGCGCAAUGAGGAAUGGUCGCUGCUUUAAUUCCUUGAGAGACAUGUUUGAUAUAGCAGGCAGUCAAUCUCAUGAAAUCAGCCAAAAAGUUUCAGAAACGUUCACUGAAUUUAAAAAUCACUAUGCUGAAGCCCACGGGUUCAAUGACACAGUCCUCAUCCACUGCCACACUUCUUCCCUCUCCAUUCCAGAAAAGGACGCUAUGAAAAAAUAUGACUUCUUACUGAAACGGGUGGGCACUCUUUUGAAUGCCUGGGAAGAACCUCUGCGACACUUGGAGGAAGAACUAUCUACCUUGAAAGGGGUCCCUGCUGGUGUUACCUCCAAAGUCAAAGACAUCAAGGAAAAUAGCUCGGGACUGCUGGUUGGCAUCAAAACCCUUCUCAACGUGAUUUAUCCUAGAGAUGCAGAAGCUGUGAACUUCCCUACCUUGCCUGAAGGGGCAUCACUGAAGACAGAAAAUGAAGAUGUUCGCAUUUUGGGUUAUUAUAACAAGCUCAUCUGCCUAGAUGGUGACUUUAAGAAGGUUGACAUUUAUCUCAACGUCAUAAAGUGCAGGAAUUUAAAAGUGAAAAAUUGCUAA